This is a messenger RNA of Candidula unifasciata, 795 nucleotides long. The record is from the annotation of a GenBank genome assembly. NCBI's taxonomy places the organism in Eukaryota, Metazoa, Mollusca, Gastropoda, Stylommatophora, Geomitridae.
GUCGUUGCACAUCCAGGAACCACUCUUAAAGAUGGGUUAAUGAAGGCAAUGAAUAGAAGGCAGCUGGACCCAGCAAAGUGCCAAGUGUUCAGGCAUAAAACAAGAAUUCAGCUGACGUGGAACACAGACAUGGGAGAACUGGCAGGUCAGGAGGUCUCGGUUGAGCUCAUGGAGAUCGAUGAUGACAGCAACAUCACCAGGUCCAUGCCCCGUGCUGUGGUCCUGUCACAUAAUUUUGGAAGGAAAACAUAUUUUUCACUGACUUUCUGUGACAUCUGCCACAACCUGCUGUUCCAAAGUAUACGCUGUCAGACAUGCGGGAUCAAGUUCCAUCAGCGAUGUGAAGACAAGGUGCCCAGAAAUUGCCAGGGGGAUUUAGAUGUCUACUUGCGCAGUGCCCGGGAUACAAAUCGAGAACAAGUUCGCCAAUACUUAACCGAUGGUCAGGGUUCUGCAUGCAGUAAACAAGGUCAGUCUUCAUCCAAAGGUGGUCACCAGAGUCGUAGUCCGGCGCCUCAGUUAGGUCAGAGAGAAAGGUCAACGUCGGCUCCAAAUGUGUGUGCUAACAUGGUUGAGAUUGGUGAUUUGAAUCAGCAGGAUUACUUACGAAGAAUACGAGAUUUGCAAAAUGCUCAUACAAGAUCAAAAUCAAACCAGCAGGCUCAAACACUGGCUCUCCCAUCUCAGUCUCCAUGUGAAAGCCCCACAAAAAGUGCUCAUUCGUCCCCCACCAGUGUUGCCAAAUCUGGGCGUCCACGGGCCAAGUCUGUGGAAACAGAUCCUGGGAAAAGAACA